This is a messenger RNA of Vollenhovia emeryi, 636 nucleotides long. RefSeq names its product calcineurin subunit B type 2-like. The record is from RefSeq and is a predicted model, not a curated record. Lineage: Eukaryota; Metazoa; Arthropoda; Insecta; Hymenoptera; Formicidae. Gene Ontology annotation, molecular function: calcium ion binding; calcium-dependent protein serine/threonine phosphatase regulator activity. The coding region runs from base 1 to 276 and encodes 91 amino acids. The transcript has 3 exons.
AUGGAAAAUGUAUACGUGUUCCACCUAUUCGCGUUGGUGCAGCGUGUCAUCGACAUAUUUGACGCGGAUGGUAACGGAGAAGUAGAUUUCAAAGAAUUCAUUCAAGGCGUAUCUCAGUUCAGCGUUACGGGCGACAAGGAGAGCAAAUUGCGAUUUGCAUUUAGAAUUUAUGAUAUGGAUAACGAUGGUUAUAUAAGUAAUGGGGAGCUUUUCCAAGUGCUAAAAAUGAUGGUAGGUAAUAACUUUAUGGUGGGAUUGACAGAUGACGCCUAUUAAUUUAGCAGAAACCAUUGUUCAAAAAAAUAAUGGUUAAUAUUAUCUUUAAUGACAUUUUAAUAUCGUUAAAAAUUUUAUUCGGUAGUCUCGGCGAGUCCUUAAGGAUAUUACUUUUGGGCUAAUAUCUUAAUACAUUAAUAUUCAAAUGUAUUAAUAUUUUAAUAUUUUAGGAAAGUUAUAAACUUUAUAGAAUCGACUAUUAAGGUGUAUUAUGUUUAUAAUAAACAAUCACGAAUUGUGCAUUCGUAAGAUACAGCGAGGCAGUUUCUACGCAGUUGUACGGAAUACUAAUUAUUAAGCUGCGAGUUUACUUUGUUAGCUUUUAUGUGUACUCGCGUAUACAAGCUGUGUACUCUCUGA